AUGUGGAUUCAAUUUGAGAAAUGUAGAUUUUGUUUGGAAACUGGAAAUGUGACAGUUGAAAUUGGUGGCGUUCAGAAGGAGGUCUCGUGGUGCAUAAAUUGCGACGGUGCUGUUUGUGAUCCAGCGAUGGGUGACGAAGGAAAACUUUAUGUUCCCCAAGAGCUAAUAUUAAUCUAUCGUGAAAGGGUUGUUCCAAUAGCUUCAAUGUUAACUCCUAACCAGUUUGAAGCAGAACUACUAACACAAUUCAGGAUUCCGAAGUCUUUUUCUUGUCUUCAUGAUAAAGUUCUCCAAGCUGUUGUUGAUGUUACUGUGAGCCAAUCUCCAAGCCAGAAUGAAAGACAGGGAACAACUUCUGUCUUUGCUAAUUUUGUCAAGAACUUCACCACGGGAAAAGCAGAUCCAAAUGCAAAUCAACCAGCUCAUCCUAAUAUUUUGGAGAAUCUAGAACAAUUAUUCUCAAAUCCUCCCUUCUUAAAGCCUUCAUCAAGCACAAUUAAAUUGCUUGAUUCGUCCCUGCUAUCAGCUGCAGAGAUUGAUUGGCUUAACAACUACCACUCACUAGUCUGGGAAAAGGUGUCGCAAUUGUUGGAUGGCUCUGCUCGACAGUUGCUUUGGGACAACACAAGGCCUAUUAUGCAAUGA
Arachis duranensis is the source of this 645-nucleotide messenger RNA. RefSeq lists its product as uncharacterized. The transcript has 8 exons. Gene Ontology annotation, biological process: pyridoxal 5'-phosphate salvage. Bases 1 to 645 code for a protein of 214 amino acids. The record is from RefSeq and is a predicted model, not a curated record. Gene Ontology annotation, cellular component: cytosol. Gene Ontology annotation, molecular function: pyridoxal kinase activity. Lineage: Eukaryota; Viridiplantae; Streptophyta; Magnoliopsida; Fabales; Fabaceae.